GCGCUCUCGCUAGAGUACAAUCCCCGGGGUGGGGAUACUCUGCUCUUGGCAGAGUAGGAAACUGGUAGAAGAGUAAGAGAGAGAGUUAGAUACCCCCACCAAAGUGAAUCUUAAGCGCGGUACGAAGCCACGCCCAUCGGGGUAACUAAGCCACGCCAGUAGUUCCCCCACUAUUAACUCGAGUCAUUCGUGGCGAAAGGUGGGGGAACGACAAACGCGCCGCUCUCGUUCGAGUCGUUUAAGUGGGGGUAGAUUAUCGGUAGUGGGGGAAUGUUGUAAACCCCAUCGGGUGGGGGAAACUUGGAAGACCGAGCGCACUCGGUGCCCCGCGUUACGAGGGGAGGGGUGGAAGCCGCCGGUCCGGAGGGGCGGGGAAGCGAACAGUUCGGCAGCGCGACCCGACGUGGGCACUUCGCUGUCCGGCCUUUCCUUCAUUAAAAUAUUAUUCCGUGCGUAGAGAGAGAGAAGACCCGCGGACACGAGAGCGCGGCGAGAGCCCUCGCCGCCCGUUUUCACGCCACGAACAAGGAACGCACUCUCUCGCCACCCCCGUCGCCGUGUCGUCGAUUAUUAUAGUACGUCGUCGUUGUUCUCGUUGUUUUAACGUGUUCGUUACGUUAAUUCGCCGGGGGUGUUUUAUUAAUAACGUGGACGUGCCGGAUAAUAUACAUAAUAUACUAGCACACAAAUACACAAGUAUACACGUACUCUCUCCUCUCUCUCUCUCUCUCACACACACACACACACACAUACACACAUUCUCUCUCUCUCUCUCUCUCUUUCUCUCUCUCUAUCUUUCUCACAUACACACACGCACCAACAUACAUAUAAACACAAUACACUAUUUUAUUAUCACAUACUCGUAGUCUGUUAAUCUUCGUCGUUGUCGUCAUCGUCAUCGUCGUCGUCAUCGUCAUCGUCAUCGUCGUCAUCAUCGUCGUCGUCGUCGUCGUCCUCGUCCUCGUCGUCGUCGUCGUCGUCGUCGUCGUCAACGUCAACGUAUCUAUCGUCAAUGUCCUGUUCGAGGAAAGGAUCCCCACAUACGUUUACGCCAAUCAAAAGAGAAAGAAGAAAAGCGUGGUUGCCGGAGGUGUUUUAUCAGUGUUCCUAUCGAAACUACUUUCAAGAGUAGUUUGUGUGACUUUAAGUGCGUUCAUUAUUUUUAUUAAUGAACAGGAUUGCCGGUAGAAGAAAGUGGGAGAGAGAAAAUGACCGUCUGUGCUAUCGAGAACCUUCCUUUCGACCAUUUAGAAAUUUACAGUCCUUUGUUGAUUUAUAAGGGAUAUACCUGGUUUAACUAAAUGGUUUAACUGCACGGUUUAAUUGCAUUGUCUCCAUCACGAAUGUUCACUUCCACUACUUUAUUUGGGAAUUUUUCUCGGACGAAGACCAAGAAGCGUGGAUAUCACGUGCAUUAUCCUAUCGUCAACAUCGAGAGCAACAUCUUUAUAUAUAUAUAUCGUGGAAUUUGGAAAAAGUACUAUACAUGAUGUACAUACAUACAUAUGUAUGUAUACAUAUAUAUGUAUAUCAGUGAUACACGUGGCCAAUAUCAAAAGUGCGCGACGAAGGAAGUUCCUGCGUGAGAAAGAAAAUUAAUAAAGAGAAAAAGAGAGAAAAAUACAAGAUAUACUGCGAGCUCGCGGGAUAUGAACCCAGGUACGACCUGGGGUUGCGUCGGGGUAGCUAGGAAAGCGUCUGUCGGUGAGGAGGAAGAAGGAAAGGCGGCGAGACAGGUAGCAGUAAGAGGAAGGAGAGAAACAGAAAGCUCAAAGAGCGGAGAGGAAAGGAAGGGAGGAGAAAGUUUGAAAAACGUAGGCCCAGGCGCCGUGGGUGAUGUGAGGCUGGAGCUCGCCUCACGUUUGGGGUGAUGCCCUCCAGUGAGCCCCAUCCCCCCCAGUACCACCUUCAACAUCACAACAUUCCUCCCUCUCAUCUUCAGCAACACGCGUCAAGCGCGAUCGGGCAACAUCAGCUCUAUCAGCAGCUGGUGGCGGCCCAUCAUCAUCAGCAGCAGCAGCAGCAGCAGCAGCAGCAGCAGCAACAACAACAACAACAACAGAAUCAGCGACAGCAGCAACACGGCGGGCCUUUCCAAAAUUCCCCGUACGCGCAGCAAAAGCAGGAGAUGAGCCCGGAGGAGGAGGGGGGUCGAGGGGGCGGGUCCCCCCCGGCUGCUGGGGCUGCCCUUCAUCAGCCCCACCACCCCCGCACGGCUAGUCCACCCUCGGGCACAGAACCCUGCACUCGCGACGCGAUACCGACACCUACCCCCAUCGCGGACACGACCACCACGACCACGACCACUACCAUAACAAUGCAAUCGCAAGCUCAGCAACAACAACAACAAGCUCCGAGUCCUAGUCCAAGUCCGACAGGUGGGGACGUCGAGAAGUUCGACGGGAAGAUAGUUUACAAUCCGGACGGUUCGGCUUACAUCAUAGAAGGCGAAAGCGAGCUCAGCGAGGACGAUUCUUUGCCGGACGGCUGCAUCGUCGACGGUCGUGGCGUCUCCGUUCCUCAUUCUUUGGUAUUCCCUCAAAUCGCUAGCGCCUAUUACGUGUCGCGACUCUACGCUCAUCAAGCUUACCAACAGCAACAGCAACAGCAACAGCAACAGAGAUCGGCGCAGCAGCAACACAAUCCGGAUUUGCCUGUUAUGCAUAGUUAUCGAGUAAUUAGUUAUAGGAGUGCGGAAGGUAGCAAGCAACCUCCUCCUCCACCGGCAGCGCCCCCACCUCCGGCUGCUUCCGUGCCCGUAAAGCCCAUCCUAAUGUGUUUCAUUUGCAAGCUCAGCUUCGGCUAUGCUAAAAGUUUCGUCGCUCAUGCCCAGGGCGAACAUCAAAUAAAUUUGAUGGAAGACGAGAGGCAGAUACUUUCGCACUCGACUGCGUCCGCCAUUAUACAGGCGGUUGGUAGGGGGAAACAGCCGCUGGUUAGCUUUCUCGAACCAGUUACGAGCUCGACCUGCGCCCAAUCAUCGCCGGCGCAAACGCAAAAUCAACAGCAGCAACAGCAACGCAGCGAAUCGACGGAACACGAGGCGCCUACGACGACGAGUACGCCUUCUAGUACCCCCGGCAUACCUAGCAGCCCUCAGCAACAACAAACGAUACAGAGGCCGUCCUCCAGCACUCCCAGUACUCCUACGUCACAUUCGAAUCAUCCAAUCUAUAAUCAUCAGACACAUCAACAGCAACAGCAGUGGACUGGUGGUCAAGUGAGUGCCGCGUCUUGGGCAAAAGCACCCGAUGCCGCGGCAUUGCAUUACACGUCACCUCCACCGCCGACCACAUCCACAAAGGGCUCACCUUCCUCGUAUGCGGCCUUGACGCAACAGCCACCAAACUUUCUUACCGGCACAACGAUAGGCGUUUGUCCGGAACACAUGCAAGGUAGGCCGAGUGGCGUCGAGUGUCCUAAAUGCGAACUGAUAUUGGCCAGUAGUCGACUAGCAGGUCCAGGUGGACCACUCGCCGGUAUUCAUAGUCGGAAUUCAUGUAAGACUUUAAAAUGUCCCAAGUGUAAUUGGCACUACAAGUACCAAGAAACUCUUGAGAUUCAUAUGAAGGAGAAACAUCCGGAAAGCGAGACCUCGUGUAUCUAUUGCAUCGCUGGUCAGCCUCACCCUAGGCUAGCGCGUGGCGAGACGUAUACUUGCGGAUACAAGCCGUACAGAUGCGAAGUGUGUAAUUACUCGACCACGACGAAGGGCAAUUUGAGUAUACACAUGCAGAGCGAUAAGCAUCUAAACAAUAUGCAAGAACUUCAACAGGGCGGCGGCGGUGCUUCGGGUACGAACAAUCCGUCUUCUUCUCAGGACACACCGAUGCCAACGCGCAGCCCUCAUCAUCAACAAAAUCACAGUCCGCAUCUUAGCGGUCAAGCUGGAAGCCAGGGAAAGCCUAAGCCUACGUUUCGCUGCGACGUUUGCAACUACGAGACCAACGUCGCGCGUAAUCUCAGGAUACACAUGACCAGUGAAAAGCAUACGCACAACAUGCUGGUAUUACAGCAAAACGUGAAGCACAUGCAGACGCUCUCGGCGUUGCAGUCUCAUCAUCAGCAAGCGCAGCAUCAUCAUCAACAGGCUCAACAACAGCAUCAACAGCAGCUGGAACAGUUACUACAUCUCGGCGGUUUGGACAAGCCUCAACACGCCGAAGCCGCAUUAGCGGACAUGGCUUACAAUCAAGCUCUUUUAAUUCAAAUGAUGACGGGCGGUCAAUUACCACCGCAGCUUCCACCAGAACUGAUGGGUGGCAUGGCAGGUAUGGGUGCAAUGGGUGGUCUCGCAGGAGACGUUGGCCUUUCCCCAGAUAGCAUGGAACCACCACCAGAACCGGCGGAUCCGGACCCUUCUCACUUGUACCACUGUUGCGUUUGUAACAAUUUCGCAACCGACUCGUUGGAGGCCCUUGGCCAUCAUUUAGCUGCCGAUAGAACGAGAACUCGAGAGGGCGAAAUACUCGCACUCGUUGCUGGACAUUUCGUCUGUAAACUUUGUUCCUACAAGACCAACCUGAAAGCAAAUUUUCAACUUCAUUGCAAAACCGACAAACAUCUUCAACGUUUGCAACACGUUAAUCACGUAAAGGAGGGUGGUCCACGAAACGAAUGGAAGCUAAAAUAUUUGGCUUCGCCUACGAGUGCAGCCCAAUUGCGUUGUCAUGCGUGUGAUUAUUAUACGAACAGUGCCCACAAGUUAGCUCUGCACGCGGCAUCGCCCAGGCACGAAGCUGCAGCUCUCCUACUUCGUCAUCUUUUAGAGGCCAGUGCCAAUAUACCAUCACCGGGGAAACUCUAUCAUUGCGCUCUUUGCGGUUUUAGCGCGAGGCACAGGUUACCUCUCUUACAGCACGUUCGAUCUCUUAGACAUCUUCAAAUGGAGCAACUACACCAACUUCAUCGUAGAAGUGGCAUUCAAGGAAACGAGACGCCGCACACCGACAUAGGUGAUGUAUUCCAAGUGGUAAGCGAUCCCGAUGUACCACCUACGCAGCAACCAAGUCCAACUACGCCAACGACGCCUAAUGCUCCGAGUACCAACAACGAACGACGAGACGAAGGCAGCGACUGUGGUAGCGAAGUUAAACAAGAACCGGAAAAUGAUCAAGAAGUGGAAGGAGAGGCGGAGAAUGAACAGGAGGAAAUAAAUUGUCCGUAUUGCACGUAUCAGCCGACAUCGCGAGAGGAAUUAAAGCAACAUUUGCAAGUGGCACACGUUCAAGACUCAGAAGACAAGGCUGAGGUAGUAAAGGAGGAACCCCCACCUGAAUUGUUGUGCCCGCUAUGCCAAGACGGCUUCAGGGAACGCGCUGCCUUGGAGAAACACGUAAUGCAAAUACACUCGGUAAAUGCCGAUGGUCUCCAGAGAUUGCUACUUUUAGUGGAUCAGAGUCAUUGGUUGAAUAACAAUCCGCGAAGUAGUUCAACGCCAGCGGUGACAACACCGACUUCACCUUCGACGACGAGCAAAUUGCACCAAGAAGAAGAUACAAACGAACGUUCUGGUGGAAACGAGGAGGUCGAGGAAAUAGCUCGGUGUACUGUAUGCGGUCGAGUGUGCCGAUCCCUCGAGGAACUUCAGCAACAUCAUAGAGAAGCUCAUCCAGCUAGCACCCCGACCCUUGCGGUAAGCGAAAAGCAUGUAUACAAGUACAGAUGUGGACAAUGUAGUUUGGCUUUCAAGACAUUGGAGAAACUUCAACAACAUUCUCAAUAUCAUGCGAUAAGAGAUGCUACCAAGUGCGCGCUAUGUGCUAGAUCCUUUCGAUCGGUUCAAGCGUUGCAAAGACAUCUCGAGUCUGCACAUGCUGAUCUACACGAGGACGAGCUCGCUCAAUACAAACAGAGUUUACUUCAUGCACAUCCGUUGUUACAAGCCUUGACCGAGGAAGCUAUAAGGAGGCAGGGUGGCCUGAUCGGCGAACAGAACGCUGAAGAUGAUGGAGGUAGAGGCGACGAGGAGGAAAGCGAUGCAAGCGAUUCCUCUCCGUUGCACAAGGAACAACGUCUUUUAGAGGAUUAUCUUAACAGUCAACCUGUCGCCGAGGAUUCCUAUCACGAUCCUGGAAGGAAAUUUAAGUGUCAUCGGUGUAAAGUAGCAUUUACAAGGCAAAGUUAUUUAACGGGACACAACAAGACCUUGUUGCAUCGCAAAGGUGAAAAAAUGUCAUAUCCCAUGGAAAAGUAUUUAGAUCCCAAUAGGCCGUACAAGUGCGACGUUUGCAAGGAAAGUUUCACACAGAAGAAUAUACUUUUGGUACAUUACAAUAGCGUCAGCCAUUUGCAUAAAUUAAAACGAGCUAUGCAAGAACAAGGGAACAAUAAUACCUUAAUCUCCGUCGUACCGCCGGCUAGUCCAACAGAGUCCCCGGACUCCCAACAAGAUCAGGAUAAAAAGCCGUACAAAUGUAACAUAUGUAAGGUCGCUUAUUCCCAAGGUAGUACAUUGGAUAUUCACAUGAGAAGUGUUUUGCAUCAGACUCGUGCGAGCAAGCUACCGGAUCUUGCUGCAAGCGGACAACUAGAUCUUGCCCGUCCGUUAAUCGAACAACCACCACCUUCGAGUCCCAAUAGUCCACCGUGCAACACCAAUACCAGUAAUGCCGGUACGAUGCUCUCUUGUCCUCGUUGCAGCGCUCUUUUUGUAAAUCAAGAACAACUUUCUACUCAUCAACAAUUGUAUUGUAUCUUCAGCAAUCCAUUGGCAUUGUUCCAACAAUUAGCAGCUUCGCAACAAUUAGCUUCUACCGGUCCUGCUAAAACACCACCACCUACGUCCACGACACCAGGACCUCAUCAACAUUUGCAGCAGGUGACGCAACACUCGUCUCAGACUGCUCAAGAGCUUUUAGCUCAGCCACGUCACAAAACUUCACAAAUGUACAAACAUCUUCUGGAGAGUUUCGGUUUCGAUCUCGUGAUGCAAUUCAAUGAAAAUCAUCAAAGACGUCAAAGGAAGGAAGAGGAAGCCGCAGCAGCCCUUCAAGCUCAGCAAGAACAACAAAAGCAGGAGCAACAGAAGCAAGCGCUUGCUGCUCAGGCUGCACAGGAAAGAGAAGAAGAAGUUGAAGAACAUACAGACGAAGACGUUAUCCCCGAGUUAACUAGAAGUACUUGUCAGCAUUGUAACAAGGAGUUCAGUAGUGUUUGGGUGCUAAAAGCUCAUUGUGAAGAAGUUCAUCGAGAUUUAGUGCCGCGUGAGUUCCUUGAGAAGUACGCUCAACAAUUUAAGUGUGAAUAUGAAAAGAAAAGCGUCGUAGUGACAGCAGCAACAUCGUCUUCUACAACGACGGCACCUAGAAGUUCCACACCAGCAGCGGGUCAGCCACAGGACAUGAGCUCUGAUAAAGAACAACGUGAAAAGGAAAAGGAAGACAGCUUAGAGAUCAAAGAACGUAUUACCAGAACACCGGAAGCAACGUCUACCACUCCGGUAACAACGCCUGUCUUGAGCAAUACUCCGGUAUCGAGCACCGAUUCUAUUACGCCUACGGUUCUACCUACUAAUCCACAACACCAGCAUACUAUACCGCAACAGCAGCAACAACAACAACAGCAACAACAACAGCAGCAACAGCAACAGCAGCAGCAGCAGCAGCAACAACAGCAACAGCAACAUGCUCAGUUAACAUUGGCUCAGCAGGUGUCUGAAAUGCAAGCUGCCUUGAAUGCAAUGGCAGCGUCUCAACUACAGCAACAAUUGCAACAAUAUCCGGGUCUAAUGAUGGGUAUGAUGGGAUUACCUCUGGGACUAAAUGUACCAGCUUUGGCAGCAAUGAAUCUCCAACCACCUUUGGUUCCAAUGAUGUUACCACCACCUCCGUAUGAUGGAGCAGCCGCGGCUUAUCCUCCUAUAAAUGCUCAAGCUGAUUUACUUGCGAAACAACAUCUCGCCUUGCAACAGCAGCAAGCAGCUGCGGCAAAUGCAGCAGCUUCGCAGAAACGAGCACGUACGCGUAUAACGGACGAACAACUAAAGAUCUUGAGAGCACACUUUGACAUCAAUAACUCCCCCGGUGAAGAACAAAUUUUAGACAUGGCCGCACAGAGUGGCUUACCACCUAAAGUCAUAAAGCAUUGGUUCCGCAAUACGUUAUUUAAAGAAAGACAACGUAACAAAGAUAGCCCAUAUAAUUUUAACAAUCCACCGAGUACCACAUUGAAUCUGGAGGAGUAUGAGAAAACUGGAGAGGCUAAAGUUACUCCAUUAAAUUCGAGCGUAUCGGGAGGUAGCUCGUCGGACGAUAAAAGCCCGAAUAAGCAAACGACACCACCACCGUCAAUGGCCACGGUCUGUAACUCACAGACUACGGAAAUAAAACAAGAGGCGCUAGAUCAGCCGCAAUGUCAUCAACAGUCCCAACAAUCGCAACAAUCGCAUCAGGAAGAACAACAUCAUUCACCUGGUAGUUCCGGUGGGCAACAAUCGCGACCACAUUCUCCGGCUCUCAGUAUGAGUUCAGUAUUUUCAGGUAUCCAUCACGAUGUUUCAUCUCAUACUCCUUCAACCACCACUGCACCAAGCACACCAAUGUUACCGCCAAAGCUAACACCACAGAAUUUUGCAAGUCCUACGCCAGGCGGUGGAGGAGUCGUACCAAGUGCGAUCGCUGCCAUGGCGUUGACACCGCAGAGAUCAUUAAGUCCUGGACGUGGACCGACGGAUUAUUCCUUCGGAGGUAACAGCAACGGUAGUAAUUCAUCAGGCGGUAGUUCAGGAAAACGUGCAAAUCGAACUAGAUUCACCGACUAUCAAAUCAAAGUUUUACAAGAAUUCUUCGAGAACAAUGCUUAUCCCAAAGACGACGAUUUGGAAUAUCUAAGCAAAUUACUUGGACUCAGUCCGCGAGUAAUAGUCGUUUGGUUCCAGAAUGCUAGACAGAAAGCACGGAAAGUGUAUGAAAAUCAACCGGCCGCGGAACCCGUGACACCUGGUGGACGUGAAGGUGACGACGGAUCUGGAAGAUUUCAAAGAACACCGGGAUUGAAUUAUCAGUGUAAGAAAUGCCUCUUGGUGUUCCAAAGAUAUUACGAACUUAUUCGUCAUCAAAAAACACAUUGUUUUAAAGAGGAAGACGCAAAGCGUAGCGCUCAAGCUCAAGCUGCGGCAGCUCAAGUCGCUGCUGUUUUAAGUUCAGAGGAUAGUAACAGCAGUUCCACAACUACUACCACCAAUGCUGUCACCAACAAUCCACCGACUACGCCUGCUCUUACGGAACAAUUGCAACAACCGUUGAACGCAACGGCCUCUCCCCACCAUCAGCAACAAACGUUGUCCCAACAACAUCAACAGUCUCAACAGCAAUCGCAGCAACAGCAACAACAGCAACAACAACAGCAACAACAACAGCAGCCACAAACUGAAUCCAAGGAAGGUAGCUUUCAGUGCGACAAAUGCAACUUGAUGUUCGGUCGAUUCGAACUUUGGCGCGAACAUCAGCUAGUACAUAUCAUGAACCCGUCCCUAUUCCCACCGGCCUAUCCGCCAGACUCUCCAUUCGGAAUUCUACAACAGCAAGCACUGAACGCUACCUCCGGAGCCGCAACGGAUUCUCCUCAUCCUUUGAUCGCUAUGAUGCAAGACAGAAAGAGGAAAUACGAAGACUUUGAUGAUACCUCGGGUACAGAUGCGCGUUCGAAUUCGGAACAUAGCGAACAACCGAAAGACAAACGUUUGAGGACAACGAUAUUACCAGAACAAUUGGAUUACCUUUAUCAGAAGUAUCAAAUUGAGUCGAAUCCAUCGAGAAAGAUGUUGGAGACGAUCGCACGAGAGGUAGGACUGAAGAAGCGUGUUGUACAAGUGUGGUUUCAAAAUACGCGUGCUCGCGAGCGCAAAGGUCAAUUUCGUGCACACAGUCAGGUGAUAAAUAAACGAUGCCCAUUCUGCCCGGCGUUAUUCAAGGUAAAGUCCGCAUUGGAGUCACAUCUGAGUAGUAAACACGCGGAUCAAGUAGCACGUGGGGAAGUAAAUAUUGACAACAUACCCGACGAGGAGUUAUCGAUGGAAUCCGCACCAUCGAAUCCCAGCACGCCGAAUAUGAUGCCACCACUCUUUCCGCCUUUCAACACGGACAUGGAAGCUUCACUGAAGAAAUAUUACGAGGAAUCAAUGAAACGAUACAUCAGCGAGCUUCAGGCUCACGCUAGCAACGGCAAACAGGAAUCAUCGAACCAUCAAAGUGGUGUUAAUAUCGGUGAAUCGCCAUUGGAUCUGAGCAAACCGGUCGAUUUGAGUCGUCCGGUGAAACUAAGUCUCGGUGGUCUGAGCAAUCUCUUAGAGGAGCAACACAGUGGCCACUUCCGGGGUGGUAGCGAUUGCGGUCCGCUGACCGAUCUUUCGGAACGUAGUAUUUGUGGUGAUGACGAUAGUAUGAGCGAAACAACUGAAUUCUUGGACGACGAGAGUGGACCAGCGAGUCCGGCAUCGAGCACUCAAAGUUCGAGGCAAGGACCGGCGACUGGAGUUAACACCGGUACCACGGUCAGUCCUGCUGCUAGCGGGAACACGAGUAUAACCGCUGGGGCCACCGGACAAUCCGCUGGCAAGAGAUACAGAACGCAGAUGUCGGCGACGCAAGUGAAGGUGAUGAAAUCGCUCUUCUCGGACUACAAGACGCCAACUAUGGCCGAGUGCGAGAUGCUCGGGCGCGAGAUAGGCCUACCGAAACGUGUCGUCCAGGUCUGGUUCCAGAACGCGCGUGCCAAGGAAAAGAAGGCCAGGCUCGCGGCUGGGUUACCGGCCGAGGGCUCAGCCGUUCAACCACAUCGCGGUCCGACCGGACCGGACGAGUGCAGGCUUUGCUCCGUCCGGUACUCACCGAAAUCACCUCUUCAGGAGCACGUCUUCUCACGACGGCACAUCGACUCGGUUCGCGUGGCCGUUGAAGAGGGUAGUCUGGUACCUCCUACACCUGGUGCACCGAUUACCGCGCAACCGGUCUGUGCUAGCGCGACCAUUCCUAACUCUCCUCUCAUUGUGACCAAUCAGCAACAACCUGCCCAACAGCAACAGCAACAACAACAACAACAACAACAACAACAGCAGCAGCAGCAGCAACAGCAACAACAACAGCAGCAGCAGCAGCAGCAGCAAUCUGCCCAACAGCAACAGUCCGAUGAAAACAUGAUGUAUGGAUCUUUGUUCCUUCAUCCCACGGCGAUGUUCCAGCCGCAGCAGCAGCAACAUCCGGCGGCCGCUGCGGCCAGCACAGCUACCACCACGGCCGUAGCGGCUCAGGGCUUAAGUGGCAGCGUUCACGGUGCCAGUCUGAUGUCGCUUCACGUCGAGGGUGGGACGCAAGUUCAGGUACCACGUUCCCUGAUGCAGGCGUUCCUACAACAAGAUCCGAAUCAUCCGGGUUUGGAGACGGUACGUUUGCCAACUCCACCCUGCGAUUCGAACGAUAAUGUUCAAGCACAGCAUUGUCGUGAGGUUGAAACGGAAUUGUGUUUGGUUUGUCGACGGUGUGGCCGAGCUUAUCCCCAGGAGUCAACGCUCCUGGUUCAUCAACGUUCCUGUUACUUGGGUAAUCAACAACGUCGGGGUGCUCUGCGUCUUGUACAAUCACGUUACGCUUGUACACUUUGCGAUCCCGGUAGUAAUACACCACAGCGAACGUACACGACCGUAACGGAGUGGCGUCGACACUCUGAGACACCGCAGCAUCGUGCUCGUUUAGAUAUCGUUCAAGGACGCCAACAACAGCAGCAACAACAACAACAACAGCAACAACAAUUCGGUUAUCCCGAUCCAAAUGGACAAACGGGAAACGAGGAGGCGAAUCCUUUGACGGACGAGAUGGAGGACGUCGUCAAUCAAAUCACCCUGUUGGCCGCACGUGCGGCCGCCGAGAGCACGACCGGUCAAUCGCAGGGUAACAACGAGAGGGCCAAUCAGGACAACAACAACGGACCCGACGCCAAGAGACAGAAACUCGUACAGGAGGUCACCGCACUGGCUGGAGCCCGUUAAAAGGGAAACUCGUCCUUCGAUUUUCACUUUCGGGAUAGAAAGAGUUGAGUGAGUGAGAGGGAGAGAAAGAAAUUGAGUGAGAGAGAAGGAGAGAGAGAGAGAGAGAGAGAGAGAAAGAGAGUCGUCCAUCCAGUUACAUCGGGAAGGACAUCUCGUCGGGCUCUUAUUCGACUCCAUUGGCAUAGUAUGCUAACUCUUGCCAAUGGAGAAUAUUAGUAAAAGCCUUUUCGCAUUAUUAUUCGGGGCACCGUGGCUUUUUUUUAGUAAGAGGCCCGUUUGCUAACCGAGAGGUACCAAGAUGGCGACAGGGCGGAUCGAAUUAAUCGAUCUGAACCCUCUCGUCCUUCCUUCGUUGCGCCCGUACGUUCUUCGCGUGGCUCAACUUGCCUAUUAUUUUUGUAACGACGUAAGCACGCAGCGCGCCGCCAGUUAGCGCGCUUUAACAAAGUUCCUCCGAUAGAAAGAAACGAAACGAAUAAGGGAUAUGUUAAAGAAAAAAAAAGAAAGGAAGGAAGGAAGGAAGGAAGAAGGAAGGAAAAGGAGCGAAGAAGAAAGACAGAGAGUGAGAGAGAGAGAGAGAGAGAGAGAGUUGGUAUGAAGUUAGGUUAGAUAAGCGAAAGAAAUAGGAAAGAAAUAAAGAUGAAGGAUAUAUGGUGGCCGGGGUGAAAACUUUUUUUUGCUCUUUUAUCACCGGCUACCAUGCGGUUCGCAUGAAAGAAGAGUUAAGAAAGAACCGAAGAGACUCGAAAAGAAAGAUA
Messenger RNA from Vespa crabro (European hornet), 12741 nucleotides. It is a transcript of the gene zfh2, whose product is annotated as zinc finger homeobox protein 3. The coding region runs from base 1871 to 11983 and encodes 3370 amino acids. Gene Ontology annotation, biological process: regulation of transcription by RNA polymerase II. The record is from RefSeq and is a predicted model, not a curated record. NCBI's taxonomy places the organism in Eukaryota, Metazoa, Arthropoda, Insecta, Hymenoptera, Vespidae. Gene Ontology annotation, molecular function: zinc ion binding; DNA-binding transcription factor activity, RNA polymerase II-specific; RNA polymerase II cis-regulatory region sequence-specific DNA binding. Gene Ontology annotation, cellular component: nucleus. The transcript has 6 exons.